This is a messenger RNA of Cyphellophora attinorum, 2370 nucleotides long. RefSeq names its product ATP-dependent bile acid permease. Lineage: Eukaryota; Fungi; Ascomycota; Eurotiomycetes; Chaetothyriales; Cyphellophoraceae. Gene Ontology annotation, molecular function: ABC-type transporter activity; ATP binding; ATP hydrolysis activity. The record is from RefSeq and is a predicted model, not a curated record. Bases 1 to 2370 code for a protein of 789 amino acids. Gene Ontology annotation, cellular component: membrane. Gene Ontology annotation, biological process: transmembrane transport. The transcript has 2 exons.
AUGACUGACAUUGGUGCGAAUGGCAUCAAUCUGAGUGGUGGACAGAAAUGGAGAGUUUCAUUCGCUCGUGCUCUCUACUCGCGCGCCGGCACUCUGGUCCUGGACGACAUCUUCUCGGCCGUCGACGCAAAUGUGGGUCGGCACCUAUAUGAGAAGGCAUUGACGGGAGAGCUGUGCAGAGGACGAACUCGAAUCCUUGUAACUCAUCACGUUGCACUAUGCCUGCCAAAGACAACCUACAGCGUGCUCCUAGCAGAUGGCACCGCUGAUGUGGCUGGCCUCACAUCGCAGCUACGGAAGGAUGGCACGCUCAAGCGCAUCUUGGCUGAAGACGUCGAAGAGAAGCGGAAGGAGGAAGAAGAGGCUCUCAAACAAGAGCUAGCCGUCGACGAUGGCGGAGGCCUGUCAAAAAUGCUCACGAAUCAAUCCUUGAAGUCUCGUCGUGCAUCCAAUCUUUCUGCACCAGAACUCAAUCGCCGACGGUCCCACGCGACAAUAGAGAAUGGCGAAGUCCCAAAGAAGGACCCUCCCAAGAAGUUUACUGAAGAUGAGAAGCGCGAGACUGGCACAGUGAAGUGGGCCAUCUAUGCAAGGUAUAUUCGUGCCUGUGGAGGCUUUGGAUACUGGACUUUCAUCAUAGUGGCCUUUGGGGUGUGGAUACUAGUGUAUCUUGCCCGCUCGUACUGGAUCAGCGUGUGGACGCGGUCAUAUCGCACCGAGUCCGAUGACGACAACAAGGUUGGCAUCUAUCUCGUUCAGCAAGCUGGACAGACCAUACAUCACUACGGCAGCAAAUUGGCAGCAACAGAGCUCGAUGGUGAUCUUCGUUACUAUCUCGGAGUCUAUCUUGGUAUCUCGUUGCUCGCCUGGCUCAUCGGAACGGUAAGGUACUUCACAGUCAUGAUUGCAUCAAUCAGAGCAUCGAAGGUGCUGUUCGAAAGUCUGACAUUUGCCGUUCUGAGGGCGCCACUGCGCUGGCUCGACACAGUUCCGUUGGGACGAAUCCUGAAUCGAUUUACAUCAGACUUCGCAAUGAUUGACAGCAAGAUCGCGUACGACAUCUCGUUCAUGCUGCACAAUGCUAUGCAAGUGGUAGCAGUCAUCAUCGCGGGUGUGAUUGUCUCACCUUUUAUGAUCAUCUUCGCUGUGGUGCUGCUCGGUGUCUGCCUCUUCUAUGCCUUGCGGUAUCUGGCUGGUGCAAGAGAGGUCAAGAGACUCGAGUCGAAUGCAAAGUCCCCAGUAUUCGAACAAUUUGGCUCAGUCCUCACAGGAAUUGCCACCAUACGCGCUUUCGAUAAGACGGAUGCAUAUAUCGAAAGAAUGUACAAGAAGAUCGACACACACUGCAGAGCCUACUGGCAUUUGUGGCUGUUCAACAGGUGGAUGGGCUUUCGCUUGAACAUGGUCGGAGCUGUUUUCGCUGCCAUUGUCGCAGCACUCAUUGUCAGUGUCCGAGGAAUCGAUGCAUCCCUUGCGGGGUUCGCAUUAUCCUUCGCGCUCAACCUCUCGGAAGCCGUGAUUUGGAUGCUUCGCCAGUACAGCAAUGUGGAGCUGGACAGCAACGCGACCGAGAGAAUCGUGGAGUACUCCAAUAUUGCUCUCGAGAAGCAAGGCGGCGAAGAGCCACCGGCCGCGUGGCCGACCCGAGGGGAGCUCGAAGUCGACAACUUGGUCGUCUCAUAUGCGCCAGACCUGCCGCCUGUGCUCAAAGGCCUCACCUUCUCGGUUGCGCAAAAUCAACGCAUAGGCGUGGUAGGCCGGACAGGCGCAGGAAAGAGCUCACUCACCCUCGCGCUCUUCCGCUUCCUCGAAGCACGAUCCGGAAGCAUUCACAUCGACCGCAUCGAUAUCUCCAAGAUCAAACUACUAGAUCUCCGCUCCCGCUUGGCCAUCAUCCCACAAGACCCAGUCCUGUUUAGCGGCACAACGCCCAUCACCCCGGCUACGCCCACCUCCAACACCAACACCAACAUCUUCCGCUCCCUUCACUCCAAAAUCUCCGAAGGCGGCCUGAACCUCUCCCAAGGCCAGCGCCAACUACUCUGCCUAGCCCGUGCCAUCGUCUCCCGGCCUAAAAUCAUGGUCCUGGACGAAGCCACCAGCGCAGUAGACAUGGAGACCGAUGCGCUGAUUCAGAGAAGCAUAAGGGAAGAGUUUGGGGACGCGACGCUGAUUGUCAUUGCGCAUCGGCUGAGCACGAUUGCGGACUUUGAUCGGAUUCUGGUGAUGGGUGAGGGGAGGGUUGUUGAGUUUGAUACGCCGGCGAAGUUGAUGGAGAACGCGGAUGGGGUCUUUCGAAGUCUGGUGGAGGAGAGUGGAGAGCGGAGGGAGUUAGAGGAGGUAAUUAGAAGUGGUGGUGGCGGGCGGUAA